UUUGUUUUCAUUUUUGUUUUGUUGCUUUUAUCUUAUUAUGAUAUUUUCAUCUUGUUACCAAAUAUGGCUCCCUGAAGAGUGAUUUCCUGUUUCUGUGUCACAUGGUUUCUCCACUGCCCCGCCCCUUUAGUAGACUAGAGGCAGAUCCCCUUCCACUCACUGAAAGGGACAAGUGUAACAUGGUUUACAUACGUAUAUUUUGCCUUAAAGUCACUCAAAUAAACACGGGAGUCAUCUCCAACCUGUUCAUGCCUUAAGCGAGAAAGUCAUAUUUCAAAAAACACAGAAAACAAAAUAAUGUUAGCUACCUGUAAAAUUGCAUUACUAUUUUAUUUAGACCUUAUUAUCCUACUUUCAUCAGGCCACACGACAUUCUCAACCCUCUCAAUGCUCACUUACGUUUGUAUAAACAGGAUCUUCAUUGUUACAUCAUUUUCAACUUGUUUUGUUAUUUUUGUCUUUUCAGCUUUUCUGUCAUUUACAUCAUUUACAUCGUUUCUAUCGUACGUGUCCCUUUGUUUAUGAACACUAUGAUGUUACACUUUUGAUGAUGGCAUUUUUACGUCAGGAUAAUGUCAGUAAUAGCCAACGUGCUUUAUGAACUGACCCCCCCCCACAGGUCCAUCCUGUCCAGAUGCUGUUACCAUAGCAACAUGACCCUGAACACGCAGAGAGAGAAGGAACCUCUGCGGCGUCGAGGCAGUACGCCUCUUCCACCUGCCCACUUCUACCACCACCCGUCCUGGAGUCGAGACCGCCGGGCCCCUGAGCCGGACCAGGAGCAGCCCCAGCCGCAGCCUGGUCCAAAGCCCCACCCCCAGCGCAGCCACCCUCCUCUGGGACAGUCGGCAUCCUACCACCCAGGAGACAAAUCCCUCCAUUACCGUGCCCACUGGAGCUCCGACUCGGACGAUGACUCGCAGAGCGACUCGGACUGUGUUUACAGAGUGGUGUUGCUAGGCGACCAGGGCGUGGGGAAGACAAGUCUAGCAGGAAUCUUUGCUGGAAUCACGGAGAAAGAUGACCAGCCUGGAGGUGAGAUGACUCCUUCAGAGGAUACAUAUGAGCGAACGUUGACAGUAGAUGGAGAGGAAACCACGCUCAUGGUCAUGGAUACCUGGGAGAACGACAAGCCGGAGGAAGAGGGCGGGUCAUCUGAUGACUGUCUGAAGGUUGGCAGUGCAUACGUCAUCGUCUACUCUGUCACCGAUCGCUCAAGCUUUGACUUGGCCUCUGAGCUGCGCAUCACGCUACGACGCACCCGCCAGGCCGACAACCUUCCUAUCAUCCUCGUGGGCAACAAGAGUGACCUGGUCCGGUCCAGAGAGGUGGCAGUGGAAGAAGGCCGAGCUUGUGCAGUCGUCUUCGAUUGUAAGUUCAUCGAAACAUCUGCAUCCCUGCAGCACAAUGUGACAGAGCUGUUUGAGGGCGUGGUCAGGCAAAUCCGCCUUCGCCGUGGUGGCAGUAAGGCAAUUCAACGGCGCCACUCUGUCUACAAACGCAAAGAAAGCCUCACCCAAAAAGCUCGGCGCUUCCUGGACCGGCUGGUGGCGCGGAACAACCAGCGGAUGGCGGUCAAAGUGAGGUCCAAGAGCUGCCAUGACCUGGCUGUCCUCUGAAGACACACAGAGACAAACGCACUGUUUCUACAGCAACAAAUGCACCGUUUCUAGGACGCUGAUGUUAACAGUCCAGUGGUUGUCAUGGCAACAGACAGAUGAACUGCAAUGACUUGUUUGAACAUUUAGAAACUUCUCCUGACAAUGAAUAAAAAGACAUUUUAUUCUUUUCUGCCCACUGUCCACAGGUCUGUAACACUGUGCAGAAUAAAAUCUUAAAGGAACACUCCAACAAGUUAACCCAUGAGCUCGUGAAUAAAACAUAGAGUCUAUGCAACAGCAACGUUUUCAUAAUCAUCCUCUCAAUCACGGUGUUGCUCGCCCAACCAUCGCUUCUCUUCAUUGGCUGAGUGGAGAUAAGGUGGAGUCUGAACAGUGUGAUUACAAACAAGUGAGGAACGUUGCAUAGUUCACCUUUAAAAACAAGCUACUUAAGCGUUCACUAUUCAUUUACAGACAUUUCAUGUGCUGAACCAGGAAUAGUCGGGAUUUUGUAUUUGAAAAAAAUGUUCAACUUCUUGGGACCAUGAGUUCACAAUUAAUAAAGGCUGAAUUUCUUAAAAACACCAACAUAUGCUAACUAAUGAUUACAGAUUUACUGAUGUACUUGUACAAAUUUCUAACUCUUGCUGUUGAAAAGGUGGCAUUUCAGUCUGUUCGACCUUCAUUUGGUGAAGUAAAAAGCUACAGUGCAUUCAUUCUCCCAGUAGUUAGAUUAAAUUAUUCAUUAUGUAAGG
Molecule: messenger RNA, 2356 nt
Organism: Sphaeramia orbicularis (orbiculate cardinalfish)
Lineage: Eukaryota; Metazoa; Chordata; Actinopteri; Kurtiformes; Apogonidae
Gene: rem1
Product: RAS (RAD and GEM)-like GTP-binding 1
Exons: 4
Coding region: 573-1619 (348 amino acids)
Biological process (GO): negative regulation of high voltage-gated calcium channel activity
Cellular component (GO): plasma membrane
Molecular function (GO): GTP binding; GTPase activity; calcium channel regulator activity
Source: RefSeq, a predicted model, not a curated record